This is a messenger RNA of Hibiscus syriacus, 1427 nucleotides long. RefSeq names its product expansin-A15-like. Lineage: Eukaryota; Viridiplantae; Streptophyta; Magnoliopsida; Malvales; Malvaceae. The transcript has 3 exons. Gene Ontology annotation, cellular component: extracellular region. The coding region runs from base 139 to 903 and encodes 254 amino acids. Gene Ontology annotation, biological process: plant-type cell wall organization. The record is from RefSeq and is a predicted model, not a curated record.
CCUCAGCUCUUCCUUACCUUAUUUCCCAUUGACUCAGUUAACUCUUGCCUCUGUAAGGAACAAGAACAUCAUCCCUCUUGUAUAAACCUAUCAGAUACUUUCUAUAUCUUCUGUUCAUGUUCAAAUUCUGAUAUUUGAAUGUCAAUUGGUUUUCAGAAAAUGGAUUUUCUUGGAAUUUUUCUUGUAUCUUCUCUUGCCAUGUUGAAGACAACUCAUGGACUUGGAGGCGGAUGGUCCAAUGCUCACGCUACCUUCUACGGAGGCGGCGAUGCAUCUGGUACAAUGGGUGGAGCAUGUGGCUAUGGGAAUCUUUACGGCCAAGGUUAUGGCACAAACACUGCUGCAUUGAGCACUGCUCUAUUCAACAAAGGGCUUACUUGUGGGGCGUGCUUCGAGAUGAAGUGUGUUAGCGACAAUAGAUGGUGUCUCCCGGGCUCUAUUAUAGUAACAGCAACAAACUUCUGCCCUCCGAACAACGCUCUCCGGAAUAAUGCAGGCGGCUGGUGUAACCCUCCGCUACGACAUUUCGAUCUUUCGCAACCUGUUUUCCAACAUAUAGCUCACUAUAAAGCUGGAAUAGUUCCUGUUGUAUACAGAAGGGUUGCCUGUAAGAAAUCUGGUGGGAUAAGGUUUACAAUAAAUGGACAUUCAUACUUCAACCUUGUGCUGAUAACCAAUGUCGGAGGUGCUGGAGAUGUCGUGUCUGUCUCCAUUAAAGGGUCUAAAACUGGUUGGCAAGUGAUGCCUCGCAAUUGGGGCCAAAACUGGCAAAGCAAUGCCUACAUGAAUGGUCAAGCACUCUCUUUCAAGGUCACAACGAGCGAUGGUCGCACAGUCAUCUCCGAUAAUGUGGCUCCUACGAAUUGGGCAUUCGGACAAACUUUCACAGGAGGGCAAUUCUAAUAGUUCCCAUCUUCACCUUUAAAACAAACCAAAAACCAGAUGAAAAAUUUGAGUCAUUUCAUUCCAAACAAGACCAAGCCCCUAAGGCUACAAACAAUCAUUAACCAAAUAGUUUAUAGUUUAAUAGUUAGUUGUAUCUGUUAUAAUAUAAUUACUACAUUUAUAGUGCUAUAGGUUUGUAAUACAGUGACAAAAUAUGUCAUCAUGGGGUACUUUUAGAAAUGCCCUUAAUGCUGCCAUUGUGUUUUUUUUUACCAUUUUUUUCAGGGAUGAAUGCAUUGUUGUGGAAUUUGAUGCGAAGAUGCAUCAAGAAGUGAUAAAGUUGGUGUGAAUUUGGUCUCUACGGGGCACAGAGACCUGUCUAAAUAAUGUUUAAAGAGUAAGCCUUAGUUAGCAUUUCCAGCGAGGAUUGUAUGUUUGAUGUGAUCUUUAGGAGUGGAAUGUGUUCUGAAGAGACUUCAUCUGUAUUGUGUUGUAUAAGAUUAACGUUUGCCAAUAAUGAUAUAGCCUGCAUUUUCUGUGAA